CGCCAGCAGUAAUGGUGGCGGCGGCGGCGGCGGCGGCGGCGGCGGCUGAGGCGGCGAGAGGCUGCUGUGGUUAACGCCGGUCCUUCCCGCAGAGCUGGUGAUUAUUUGAAGGACUGGCAAAUGUAUUUCGAAGUGGAAAAUGGCAGUAUUCCACCAACUUCGUUAGAGAACUAACUUAUCCAAACAGAGGUGAAAAAGGAGUAAAAUUGUAAGAAAAUGCUUGGAUCAGAACGUGGGGUUGUAGAAGAAUGGCUUUCGGAAUUCAAGGCAUUACCUGAAAUGCAAGUAUCCAGUUAUGCAGCAACACUUCACCGAAAGAAAGCAUUGGUUCCAGCUCUUUAUAAGGUCAUUCAAGAUCCAAAUAAUGAGCUUCUGGAGCCUGUCUGCCACCAGCUCUUUGAACUCUAUCGUAGUUCUGAGGUUCGUCUCAAACGGUUUACGCUGCAGUUCUUGCCAGAACUAAUCUGGGUUUAUCUUCGUCUUACUGCCAGCAAAGACAGACAGAGUAAUGGUUGCAUUGAAGCCCUGCUUUUGGGGAUUUACAACUUGGAAAUUGCUGACAAAGAUGGGAACAAUAAAGUUUUAUCUUUCACCAUCCCUUCCUUAUCCAAGCCAUCAAUUUACCAUGAGCCAUCUACUAUUGGAUCCAUGGCUUUGACUGAGGGAGCCCUAUGUCAGCAUGACCUCAUCAGAGUGGUUUAUAGUGACCUUCACCCUCAAAGAGAAACAUUCACUGCGCAGAACAGGUUUGAGGUGCUGAGUUUUCUUAUGCUGUGUUACAACUCUGCGAUCGUCUAUAUGCCUGCCUCUUCCUAUCAGUCACUUUGCAGGAUGGGUUCCAGACUCUGUGUGAGUGGGUUUCCACGGCAACAUGAGAAAUGCUGGAAGGAAGAUUGUGGCCGAGUGGUACUGGAUCCUGACUUCAUGGUGCAGCUGCUCACUGGUGUCUAUUAUGCUAUUUAUAAUGGACAGUGGGAAGUUGGCCAAGAAGCACUAGAUGACAUAAUUUACAGAGCCCAGCUUGAACUUUUUUCUCAGCCACUGUUGGUUGCAAAUGCUAUGAAGAAUUCAUUGCCCUUUGAUGCUCCUGAUGCAUCUCAAGGAGGACAGAAGGUGUUGAAGGUGGAGGUUACUCCAACUGUGCCGAGGAUUUCUCGGACUGCCAUUACAACAGCUUCAAUCCGUCGACAUCGCUGGAGAAGAGAAGAUGGCUUUGACUUCUCAAGCGAUGCUGACUUGAGCAUUCCCGGAUCUCCGAUCCUACACGGCUCCACAGACCUAGGGAUCAAACGCAAGCAAGAGGGGGACGUGCUGGUGCUCAGGACCCCUGAGCAUGGCUCACCGGAGCCCAACCUGGCAACAGCCACAACAGAGGAUGGUGAGGGUGUCAAUGGAAGAGAAGAAUCUGUGAAUCUUAAUGAUGCUGAUGAAGGAUUUUCAUCUGGGGCAUCCCUGAGCAGCCAGCCAGUUGGAGCCAAACUUUCAUCCACAUCACAAAGGGGCAGCUUAAGGAAAGGAGUGAGUGGGCGUUCAGCCAAGGAUAAGGAGAUUUCUACACCUACCAAAUCCAUGGAGAGCCCUCGAGAAUCUGCCCGUAAGCAGUACCUGAACCAGUCUAUUGACCUCAAUACAGAUGCAAUUGAAAUGACUCCUACAAAGAAACACCUGAGCCUGCCUGCUGGGCAGGUGGUGCCAAAAGCCAAUAGUGUGAGCCUGAUUCGGACUGCUAGUGCUUCUUCCAGUAAAUCAUUUGACUAUGUGAAUGGCAGUCAAGGGGGUUCAGGAGUUGGUGUUGGCGGUGAGGGUGUUACUAACUUAGCAGCUGGCAACACCAAUCGGUUUUCAACCAUUAGUCUACAGGAGGACCGCUUAGGCCAAGCUGGAAAUGGCAAAGAUGUCAUCUCGCCAGGAGCUCCUCUGACCAAGCAGUCCCGAUCCCCAAGUUUCAAUAUGCAACUCAUAUCCCAGGUUUAACUUCGUUGUCCUUCCUCUACUUUCCCCCUUUUGCCCAAUUCCUCGUUGAGCAACAACAGCAACCAUCAUCCUAUAGUGUGAAAAUCCUGGCUUUUGUGAUCUUGUUCAAUUCAUUUUAGAUGUCAUACUAUAUUUUGUACUGAAACAGCAAUAAAACCUCAUGUUCCAAUCCCCCCCCCCUACCCUUGCCCUCCCUAAAUGUUGUUGUGAAGCAAGUAUAAGAUGUACUUUAUGCCUUUUCCAUGCCUUCCUUUCUCCUUGGGUGAUGUGCAAUCCAUUGUAGGCUGAUCAGUCCCAUUUCAACACUGUGAGUUUUGAGAAGAUCGGAGGAAAUGGUGAAUGUGAUCCCUAUGAAAAUGAAGCUUUGGCUUUUUUUUUUUGAGAAAUAGAAACGGGUUAGCUUUCUCAAUCUACAGUUCUGCAAAGACUACUGGACUGUGACUUUUUGUCUCUUAGAACCAGGAGUGCCUCAGAGAUUCUAAUAGGACUUUGGACCUCUGAGUGAGUGCAAUCAAUUCCAAGGGAGGGAAACGCUGCCAUUGCUCCUGGUGGCUGUCUGAAUGCACUUUGUCAUGAAAAUGAGAGCAGUCCUCCCUCUCUACCAUCCUCUAUUCUUCCUCCCCAAACACUUCACGUUCAGCAAUUGAGACAUGCACGUUUUCAAGUGGUUGCCUCCUCAGAAAGAGUGGGCUGUAAGUAGACAGUGUAGGUUACAAUGCACUUUUAAUGGCGUUGUAGCCAUAUUUCAUGUUACAUGUCUUCCCCGUCCAGGACACAGGGUUGAUUUGCCUAUAUGCCAGGACUUCAUGAAAGAUGAAUUAUGUUCAAAAUAAGUGAGAAGUAGAAAAGGAGCACACAGGCUUGCCCAGCACUGCUCCUUUUAAAAGAAGCUAUUUUUGUAAGUUGAUAUUCUUUGAAAUGAACAAGAAACUGCAGAUGAAGAGAGGCUGCUUGCUGUGGUGUGACUAAAUUUAGUCACAGAAUAGACUCGGAAAUCUGCGGUAAAUACAGAAUGUUCUCCAGAAAGAUAUGCCAGGAACAGAGCCAGUGGCUGCAGGAAACAUAGGUGACUGAGUCCUCUUAAAACCUUUGCCCAAACAAUGGGUUUUUUGGCAGUCCUAUCUCCCAGAAGGGUAACAAUUCACUGCCUAUAUUUUGAUUAAUCUAUUGCAGUUGUGACUAUUUCAUCUAGCUAAUGUAAGGGGAGAGGUGGAAUCCUCUUCCCUCUAAUAAUCUGGGAACUCGUAUAAUUGAAACUAAUUUUGAAUGCAUGUGACUGGUGUGUGGGCAAUAUUUGGCGUUUACGCUGUAGAUCACUGCUUUAAAUUGCAUUUCUUAUUCUAAAGAAAAGUAUUCAUCAUGUUUUGGACAGUCUUGUGUAUACAUCAACAGCAUAAGGGGGAAUUUUGCCCUUUUAUCCCUUGUACAUUGAUCUGGAAAUGUGCAGGUUAUGAAUCUUAAGAAAAAGCUGUUAAGUUCUGUCUCCCAACUCUGGCAUUUUGGGUUCAUUACAUUGGAGAGGAAGGUUGGGAGGAGUAGAAACAAUAGGUUAUUUUUAGAGAGAAUAAAGACUAUGAUAUUUAGAACUACAAAGUGCCAUUACUCUGCUAAAUAAAUGAAAACAAAUUUUUAAAUAUAAUUGACAACUUCCAGUUCUGCUGCUCUCUUGCUUCCCUGACUCAUAACUUUUAAAAUUCCACUUUUUCAAAAGGACCUAGCCUACCUAAUAGCAAUGUUGUUUUGUACCAUUGCUGUAAGAGUUAUAGCAGUUCUGUAAAGGGUUCUUACUGAAGCUAAACUAAUGUUGAACCAUUACAUACUAAGGGAUGGAUUUAGAGAAAGUUAUUUACACUUAGUUUCCCAUUCAAAGCAGUGGGACCUUUAAUGACAAAGCUAUUACCUUGAUUUCCCUCAGACCUGAGUUCAACUAAAUUAGUUUGAAUCCAAUCCUGUAUAAUUGAAACUCAGGAAGGUUCACUUGUGAUUAAAUGCAACUAAUAAAUAUCCAAAGUAAUAACUAAACAGUGUGUAAGGUGUCGACUAGACUUCUUUUGGCUCUGAAGUCAGUCAUUAUAGGAAACAUCUAGAAGGUAUACUUCAGAAAGUGCUUAUGUUCCAUAGACUGGUGAAGGAGCCUGGUCACACCUCUUAAUUUUCUAGCAUACUGGUGGGAUCCACUCUCAAUUAUUGUUCUAUAGAAACAUUUCCUUUAAAAAAACAAAUAGCAGAAACUAUAGCCAGGUCCCCAAAGGCUGCAUGACUAGUUCCUUAGGCUUUGGGUUUGGUAAACAACAACUCACCAUGCCGACUGUCAAACCAUGUUUCAAAUGGAGGGAGCUUUUAAAAGAAAAUUGUGAAUCACGACCAUGGUGGCGAUAGCUCUGGUUGCAAUUAUACUGGAAAUUUAAAAAUAAAAACCACUGGGUAUGACCAAGCUCAUAGGCACAUCUCAAGUACCUUUUAGGAUCCCACUCUAUGUAGUCUACACAAAUGAAGCCAAAAAGAGAAUCUUAGUCAAAAGAGGGGAAAUUUACAUUAUUGUAAAGCAGGGCUGGGGGACCUGAGCUUUUUCAGCUGCUUUUGACUAUUGUUCCCAUCGUCCCUGAUCAUUGGUUAUGUUGGCUGAGGCUGAUGGGAAUUGGAGUUCAAAAAAGCAUCCUAUCCCCUUCCCUUGGCUGACGUGUGCUGAGGACCAAAUCGGUUGUUUGUACUUUUUCUUUCUGAAAGACACGGAAGUGAGAUGUUCAAACGAGUUUUGGAAGAACGCGCCAGCCUAUUCUGAUUUGUAAUGGCAUGUACACAAAGUGCAGAAAUGCGUAUUAUACAUCCCAAUGGGUGGUAGUCCUGCUAUCAGGUUUGAAUGUGUUUAACAAUAAAUCUUUAUUGCUUAUUAAAAAGAAAACCAAAAGAUGUUGUGUAUCUUCAGCACAUUAAAAUUACAAAAAAAUAAUAAAUUAUAUAUAAUGUUUGUGUGUGGGAUGGAGGCUGUCUCAGAUAAGGCUGCUGAAACCCAAAUUGGUUCUUUUUUUUGUUGUGCAGUAGAAACAUCUUGUACUUGGUUCUUUUGUUUUUAGUGCCUUCUGGCAUAAAUCUAAUAUUUGCUUGCUGCUCUUCUUCUUAAAUUCCUUUUAUUGUCCUCUUUUGACGCAGUUCAGAUUCUAUCCCUGUUUUAAUAUGCACUUUCCCAAUAUUGUGGGUUCAAGUGGUAUGCUUUCCUUGUCCCCCAAGGAUCUUUAUGGUAUGUUCUGUAACAGAUAAAUGCUGCUGGGCGUCUUUUCUUAACGGUGUGUGUUUGUGUGUCACCUGCUGGUAUCAAGCAGUCAUUUUAACGGGUCCAUGUUGAUGCUGUUGGAGCAUCUGUUGGUGUAUGUGCUGCUCCAUGCUAUGGUGUUCCAAAGUUCUAUCGAAAACCUGUACUGUCUGGUGCUUAAGGGAUUUUAAGUACUGGCUCAAUAUAGAUGUAACACCUCUCCCCUCCCCACUCAUUUUUUUAAAAAAACCCCAUGUUUGAUACUGGGAGUUAGCCCAAGUGUGCUCCUUUCCUCUUAGCACCUUGACUUUUGCACGCUCUCCUCCUCCUUUCUGCUAAAAUCCCACCCACUUUCGUUUAUUUCUGGAUUUGGUGGCACACUAGUUCUCGGGAGUGUUUUGAGUAUCUAUAAUGUAUUUUAGAAAUAUUAAUACAAUACCAAAAGUAUACAGAGAGUCAAACACUAGCUUUCAGUUGCUGGCUUAAAGCCUGACUUGGGGUGAGCAUUCAACUUGACACAGACACUAUGCUAACAACAUGUUGAAAAGGAAGGAGGACACAGGGAAGGAGCCAAGAGCAUGUGACCCCAAGGGAGCUCCCAAUAUUUUAAUCAUCUUAAGAGACUAGAGAAAUACUAGGUCUUCAUUGAGCCACUGUGCUUUCUCAAGAAAUGAAUUGAACUGAAAUGAUACAGCAUUGAAUUGAUGUGGAAAGGCCAGAGUUGUCAAAUGAACUCUGAUUUAUCAUUUGCCUUACGAGCUGUUUACAGCGUAUUUUUAGUCACUUCCUAAUAACUCGUGACAAAAACAGUAUUUUCAUUUAAAGCCCUUUCCCCAUAAUUACUGUUAUUGUCACAGCUUCUGCUUUUUAGAGUGUGGUUUUACACUUUAACAUCUUGUGUUUAAACUGAAGGUACCUUGUGGAGGAAUGUGAGCAGGACAUAUGUUAGUUGAAAAUGUGAUGUUCAUGUGAGAUUUUGCAGGAAAAAUCUCUGAGCUGGAGAGGUUAGGAUCAUAGUUCAAUGCAACAAUUUUCACUUGCAAACCUCUAGGGUGGAAUAACGUUACUUUUGAACAGUCCCACAAUUAAAUAAUAUCCUGCUUUUAAUUUUGCCCAUGAUUUAUGUAUGAGGAAAGGUGAACAUACAAUUGCAAACAGACUUAUUUUAGUUAUGUUUGGAUAUUGGGUAAGGGAGCUAUCGUUUCAUGCUGCAGUCAACAGUGUGAGAUGUAGUGGCUAGAUAUCAAACAAUGUUAAGCACUAUAUUGAGAAUGAAAGUGUAUUAUUGUACAUCUGAAGAGUGCAACUUAAGGGCAGGACUUCGGUUCAGUUCUUAAAGUGAUUAUCAGCGUGAAACUAAAGUUCCAUAUGGAAGUGAUGAAUUUGUAUCACAGUGGAUAUGUAUUAAUGUAGGUUUUGCAAAUUUAGUUAGUGUCUGAUACAUAUAGCAGAUGCUCUAAUUAUCUUGUUUCUCUUCCUAGAUUUAAGCUUGGCAAGUUCAAAUAUUUUGCCAUUGAAGUAAGGAAAAUCACAAUGUUUUCAAACAAUUUUAUUUGCACUAUUUUGUGAACAGUAGAGUUGCAGGGGUGAAGGACUGGUCACCCCCUUAUUGGAUGAGUGUAUGCAAAUAGGUACAUUUGUCAUGUGUUGACAAUCGAUUGCCUCAGUUGUUUGUAUGCAAUAUGUAAAUAUAACCGUAAUAUUUUCUUGCCUCCAAAAAAAGUUAAGGUUUGCCUUUUCAUUUUUAUUAGUGUUUACCUGUAAGUUAAAAGAUUGAUUAAAAUUAGGUUUGAAAGUACUCAUUUUAGGGUAGGGAAAGCUACCCCUCUGGCCAUGGUUUUAAGCUAAGAUGAUUUCCCCUUCUGAACUCACACACUGCAACAAUAAACAGUUCAGGAUGUUAGACAGAUUGUCAAACAUACUGAAAGAAUGGCCAAACCUAAAAAAAUAAAUAAAAAAAAUUGGAUAAAAUUAUAAUUUCAGAUGUUUUGUUUCUUAACAUCUUAUAGGUUUAGACAGGAAGAUGGAAAACACUGCGAUUAUAAACUGCCUUUAGUACUCAAAAUAUAAGCUGGGAAUAUUCAGUCCAUGCCAAAUACUGUUGAGUUGAUACAUUAUCUAGUAUUAAAUACGUUAAAUAAACUAAUGCCUAUAGGCUCAAUUUAUUUUUGCAAACCUCUGCUUGGGUUAAUUCCCAGUUAAUCUGCUUCAUUCCAACAGUUUUAACAAAUCUUAUCUAGUUUGUUUUAUACAGAUAAAUAUUAAAACAGAUAAAUCUAGAGAAAGUAAAGCAUUCUUGUAUCUAACGGACAUCAAGG
Molecule: messenger RNA, 7542 nt
Organism: Lacerta agilis (Sand lizard)
Lineage: Eukaryota; Metazoa; Chordata; Lepidosauria; Squamata; Lacertidae
Gene: HYCC2
Product: family with sequence similarity 126 member B
Exons: 13
Coding region: 217-1974 (585 amino acids)
Biological process (GO): protein localization to plasma membrane; phosphatidylinositol phosphate biosynthetic process
Cellular component (GO): plasma membrane
Source: RefSeq, a predicted model, not a curated record